Molecule: messenger RNA, 1210 nt
Organism: Mesitornis unicolor (brown roatelo)
Lineage: Eukaryota; Metazoa; Chordata; Aves; Mesitornithiformes; Mesitornithidae
Product: glucocorticoid receptor-like
Exons: 1
Coding region: 1-1182 (393 amino acids)
Biological process (GO): nuclear receptor-mediated glucocorticoid signaling pathway; regulation of DNA-templated transcription
Cellular component (GO): nucleus
Molecular function (GO): steroid binding; nuclear glucocorticoid receptor activity; DNA binding
Source: RefSeq, a predicted model, not a curated record
AUGGAGUCCAAAGAAUUGCUGAACUCGUCGGAUCCGGACGACGCGAGGAAGAAUGCGCUCCUCGGUACCAAAGCGGGGCUGGUGAUGGACUUUCACCCACCCCUCAGGGGUGGAGCUACUGCACCAGCCCCUGUGUCUACAUCUCCCCUGCCCGCGCCCUCGCAGUCAGGUUCCAGCCAGCCGCCCGCUUUGGCCGACUUUCCGAAGGGGUUAGCAAACAAUGUGCCUCAGCCAGACCUGUCCAAGGCGGUGUCGCUCUCGAUGGGACUGUACAUGGGGGAGACGGACGCAAAAGUGAUGGGCAACGACCUGGGAUUUUCGCAGCAGGGCCAGAUCGGCAUCUCCGCCGGGGAAACGGACUUCAGGCUCCUGGAGGAGAGCAUCGCCAGCUUGAACAAGUCCUCCGGCCUGGCCGAGGACGCCAAGGGAGCGGCGUCUUCUGCCGAGGUGCCGCUGGAGCCGGAUUUCCCGGGCAUGGCCGGCCGCGGCGUCCCGCUGGAGUCAGGGCCUGCGGUCCAAAGCCAGGUCGGCUCCAACGGCGGCAACUUGAAGUUAUUCUCUGAAGACCAAAGCACCCUGGAUAUCCUCCAGGAUUUGGAGUUGCCGCCGGUGUCGCCGGGCAAGGAGCCCAACGGGAGCCCGUGGCGGCUCGACCCCCUGCUGGAUGACGGGGGCUUGCUGUCCCCUAUAUCUGCAGAUGAUGCCUUCCUCCUGGAAGGGAACCUGGGCGAAGACUGCAAGCCUCCUAUUUUAGCUGACACUAAGCCUAAAAUUAACGACCGCGGUGACCUUUUACCCAGUUCCAAAAUGCCAAUGCCUCAAGUGAAAACGGAAAAGGAAGACUUCAUUGAACUCUGUACUCCUGGCAUAAAGCAAGAAAACAUGGGCCCAAUUUACUGUCAGGCCAGCUUCUCGCGGUCUAAUCUGCUGGGCACCAAGGUCUCGGCCAUAUCCAUCCACGGCGUCAGCACCUCUGGGGGACAGAUGUACCACUAUGAUUUAAAUACUGCGUCGCUCUCUCAGCAGCAGGAUCAGAAACCCAUUUUUAAUAUCAUUCCAUCUCUUCCUGCCGCCUCCGAAAAUUGGAAUAGAUGCCAGGGAUCGGGGGAUGAGGCGCUGGCUCCUUUGGGAACGCUCAGCCUCUCUGGCAGACCUGCUUUCUCUAAUGGCUACUCAAGGUAAUUCGGUUUUGCUGCUCUUUAUUAAAACA